ACUCUCGCUGUGAGCUUGUGUGUGUGGUGGAAGCGACAUUUAUCUUCUGCGAGACACUGUUGUCCCUGAAUCCCCCCCAUCAAAAGAAUGGGCUCGUGGUAUUUUGUGCUCCUAAAUACUUUUUAAAACCCCCAGUGCUUCUUUUUCUUCCAGCGAUGAGCACUGCUCUAGCAUCCUGCAGAGCAAAGAUAGGAAGUUUAAUAUCAUGAGAAAAUUCCUUUCUUUCUUUCUUUCUUUCCCACGUAGAAAUUGGAGGUUUCCUUCCUAUGUUUUUGUUUGUUUAUGGAUUGGUAUAAAAUUAUUCGGGUUACUCAUUUCACAACGCUGCCUUUAGGUAUUUAUCACUAAGAGCUGAUUAAUGCAUUCAUUCAUUCAUUCAUCUUCAGUAAACACUUAUUCCUUAUCUGGAGACUAUACCAAGAACACUGGGUGCAAGGCAGGAAUACAGCCUGGAUGAGAAUCCAUUGCAGGACACUAUAAAUACACUCAUUCACACCUAGGGGCAAUUUAAAUUAUUUAUUGGAAGGUGGAAGGAAAGCAGAAAACCCACAUGCACAUGAUCAUGGACAUGAAGAAAAGUCCACACAUCCAGUGACCCAAUCUCGGGCUCAAACCGAAAGUUAUGAAGCAGAAACGUUACCUGCUGCACCAUUGUCCUGCUGUAGCUGAUUAAUGACAAAUAAUGAAAUGCUUGUUCUUUGCCCCAAUAUUCAAAAAAGACAGUGAAGCAUAAAUACAAACAGUGGUUAGAUACUAAGUCAAAACAGUGCUCAGAGGACAUAAAAUCUGUAGCUUCUACUCACAUCUGUACCCAGUAAGCAGGAAAUGACUGUUCUUAAAUGCAUGACAUAAUUGAUCACAUAUAAUUUUACUGUACUUACGACAACUGCUCAGACUCUCCACAGCAUUCUGUCCAAAACAAGCAAAUUCCUGCUAUUAAAUAUGGGCAUGUAUUAUAAAUCAUAAUAUGUCAUGACAUCACUGAGAAUCCUCACCAUGAGCAACUAAUAUCUAUGUAUCCCAGUGUAUAUCGCAUACUAAAUAGUUUUGGAUCUUCAAAUGAAAUACACCGUAAAACAAAGGCAACCUGAGUAAACACACAAUACAGUUUUAUUUUUAUUUUUUUUUUUAUUGAAGAAAAAGACACCUAUCACCCAUGUGAAAAACUAAUUGCCCCCUUAAACUUUGUCUGGUUGUGCCACCUUUAGCAGCAAUAACUACAACAAAACACUUCUGAUAACUGGAGACCAGUCUUUCACUUAUUUCUAGGACUAAGACUUACUCCUAUGCUUUGGAUGAUUGUCUUGCUGCUUAAUCCAGUUGUGCUUGAGUUUCAACUGAAGGCUGGACAUUCCCCUUUAGGAUUUUCUGGUAGGGAGCAGAAUUCAUGUUUCCCACAACAACUGCAAGUUGCCCAGGCCCUGAAACAGCAAAGCCUCCACACACCAUCACACUUCCACCACCAUGCUUGACCACAGGUAUGUUCCACUCUUCCGUGGAUGCCAUUUUUGCCCUGAUAUUGGAGUCAUGAACAGUGAUCUUUAUUGAUGCAAGAGAGGCCUGUAGGUCCUUUGAUGUUGUUCUUGGCUCUUUUGUGACUUGCUGCAUGAGUCGUUGCUGUGCUCUUGGAGGAAUUUUUGAAGGUCGACCACUUCUGGGAAGGUUCACUACUGUGCCGAGUUUUUCCAUUUGGAGAUAAUGGUCUUAAUGUGAAGUCACUAUCCUUUGGAGUCCCAGAGCCUUUGAAAUAGCUUUGUAACCCUUCCCAGUCUGAUGUAUUUCAAUCAUUUUCUUCCUCAUCAUUUCUGGAAUUCUUUAAAUUUUGGCAUAGUGUGUUACUGUGUAAGACCUUUUAACCAACUUCAUGCUGUUGAAAAAGUUCCAUUUAAGUGGUGAUUUGAUUGAACAGGGUUUGUGUCACGAGUUCCCCUUUAAGCAGCGCGCUGUGGAGCAUGUGAGCGUGCGUGCACGAGCAGGAGCACCUGCUUUUCCCUUGUGGACAAUCGUGACAUUUCGACACGUGCAUUUGUUUAUGUUGUUUACGUCACGAUACGUGACAGAAUAUUCCGCCCAUCAUGGAUGCAGCACGAGAACGAAGAGAACGCAGAACCUGGAGGUCCACGCCAAUCAUCCCCGCCUUGGAUUCUAUGCAGUUCUCGCAAUGGACUUUCAUGGACCUUCCCGAUUGAUAUGAUGGCUUCUUUGGUUAUCCGGACUAUUUUAUGAUAGACUGCCAGAGUUACUUCUCGAGCCUGUUUGACCUGAAGCCAAGGGAGAGACAGUGGAUUAAGUUCAUGAUGUCCCGAUUUUUUGGCCCAGCUCGCAAGUGGGCACAGCGAGUAGCAGCCAUGAGACCCCGGGUACUGGAGGACAGUAGGCAGUUUUCGGACCGGUUUCUGAGGGAGUUUGGAGAACCAGGGCAGAGCUACAACUUGGAUGAGCUGUUGAAGGGAGUUAAUGUGGCGAACAGUGCUGAUCUUCCAUUCCACAUGCAUUAUGAGCGGAUGAGCCACCAAGUUGAUGUUAACACAGACAACCAAGUCCCUGAGGUCCAAGUCCAAGUCAAGUCUCAAGUCCCUGAGGUCCAAGUCAAGUCUCAAGUCUCUGAAAUCCAAGUCAAGUCUCAAGUCCCUGAGGUCCAAGUCAAAUCUCAAGUCUCAAGUUCCUGAUGUCACACCUAAGUCUACUGAUACGGCCGACCAAGUUCUGCUCACGCCCAAGUCUAACGACACGGCCGAUCACGUUCUGCUCAAGCCCGAAUCUAUCGACCCGGUCGCCCAAGUUCAGCCCACGUCGAGUCUGCCGACCCGGUCGCCCACAUUCAGCCCACGCCCGAGUCUGCCGACAUGCACAGCCAAGUUCUGCCAAAGCCCGAGUCUGCCGACACGCACAGCCAAGUUCUGCCAAAGCCCGAGUCUGCCGACACGCACAGCCAAGUUCUGCCAAAGCCCGAGUCUGCCGACACUCACAGCCAAGUUCUGCUCACGCCCGAGUCUGCCGACACGCACAGCCAAGUUCUGCCAAAGCCCGAGUCUGCCGACACGCACAGCCAAGUUCCACUCAUGCCCAAGGUUCACCUGGUGACCUCAGAGCCUCAGCGUCCCUGUUCAGCUGUGGACGUCGCUCAGCCUCCCUGUUCA
Messenger RNA from Ictalurus furcatus (blue catfish), 3140 nucleotides. Its product is annotated as PGC-1 and ERR-induced regulator in muscle protein 1-like. The record is from RefSeq and is a predicted model, not a curated record. NCBI's taxonomy places the organism in Eukaryota, Metazoa, Chordata, Actinopteri, Siluriformes, Ictaluridae. The transcript has 2 exons. Bases 2521 to 3084 code for a protein of 187 amino acids.